Molecule: messenger RNA, 947 nt
Organism: Amoebophrya sp. A120
Lineage: Eukaryota; Dinophyceae; Syndiniales; Amoebophryaceae
Source: the annotation of a GenBank genome assembly
GCAGAAACGCGCGUACAUGUACAAUGAGAGCAAAAUAAAUGACCACCAUUCGAGCAGUCAGAGGGGUAGCAAAAUCGGCAUUGGCGGUGGUACAACCGGCGGUGAGGACCUGGUUGCCGGCGUCAAUUCUACCGUUAACAACAAGCGGGGUAGCAAGGCGAGCGCCAUCUCGGAAGAACCUGGUCUACUUAUCAAAAGGAAAAAUCCCCCCACCCCAUAUUGAAAAGGUAGGUUUUCGAAAAUUUGUGUUGCUGAUUUGAGGUCACAAAUCACGUUUGUGUUGCAAGAAGACAAGGGCAGCAGCUUCCGUCCCAUUAUGGAGGCGGUUUGUCAUGCUGUUGAGCCAACACCACGGACGCUUUUCAUGCUAUGCGCCUAAGUCAAAGCCUCUCUGCUCAGGCUUGAUAUGGGUCUGCAGUCCUCUCCAGCAAGACAGAUAUGAUUUGCGUACUCAAAUACAGCAACACACAUUCCGCUUUCGAUAUGGGGAGGGGGGAUUUUUCCUCACAAUACUCCUUGAUCCUACUGCUACAGAUUUUGCUCCGCGGAGGCCUCAGGGACAACUACACGGAAAUAAAAUCGUACGACCGCCGCGUGGUGUAAAGCCAGAGGGCGCGGCAGAUCCGAUGUCCCACUCGUGGACGCGGCAAGAUUACGGCAAUGAUCCGCGCUAUAAUGAUCCAGCAGGUUUGCAGCAGCAGCCUACCAGCCAGUUCGUGAAUGUCAGCUCUGGAUCAGGAACUACCGGCGCGUCAAGUCCAAGCGCGGAUAGCAUGCUUCCCUCGCCAACGCCCACCCCGGGGUCUUACCAAGAAUCCGUUUUCCAGAACAAGUACGGCGGUGGAGGCAGCAGCAGUAGCCCAAACAGCGCGGGGACGGUGUUUACCGGCGACGAGAGCGGUGCGCAUUUGUUUCAUCAGCAGGAGGACAACAUCAACAAUUGGAUG